Messenger RNA from Paramecium tetraurelia, 1317 nucleotides. RefSeq lists its product as uncharacterized. Lineage: Eukaryota; Ciliophora; Oligohymenophorea; Peniculida; Parameciidae. The record is from RefSeq and is a predicted model, not a curated record. The transcript has 5 exons.
AUGAAAUCAAUAUCAUAAUAGACAAGAUCUCUGAUUUAGAAAUAAUAGGAGUUAGGGUUGAUUGAUUCUAGGAUUUCUUAAUUAAAAUAGUAAUUAUAAUUAUAAGAAUCUAACAAUCACAUCAUUGAAUUCAAGGUUAAUAAAAUUUUAGAAACUAAAAAGAAUACAUUCAAGGAUUAGUCUGAUCAUAGUAGAAGAAUUGAAAAUCUGAACGAAGAAUAAGAAAACAGGAACAGUAAAAUUAAGUUAUUGAAAAAAUUACAAGAGGAAGAUUCCAUGAGAAGAAAAAGAGACAUAGAUGAGGAAAAACGACUUGAAUAAGAAGUAAUGAAAGAACGAUAAAUGCUCUAUCAAUUGCAAUAUAAACAUAGUUAAAAUGAAGAGCUUUAACUUAAAUAGUAGCGGUUCUAAAAGAUAUAAGAGGAGAAAUUUAGAAUGAAAUAAAAAUUAGAUAUGCAACGAAUUGAAAAAAUUGAAAAUGUUAGAAAUUCUUAAAUAAAAAAGAAAGCAGAACUUUCAGCUAAAUUUGAUUUAUAGUAAUAAGAGUAUUAGUAAAAAAUCGAAGAAGAAUAAUAGUUAUUAAAAAAAUUAUCAUUCUCUUAAUUUAGAUUCUAAGCACUUAAAGAUGAUCUUGAUUUAGCUCAAAAGAUAUCCAUACGAGACUAUACUAAUUCUGCAUCAAAUCAAGCUUUUAUCAAACAGCCUUUAGAUUAAUCCAAGAUCAAAAAAGUCAUUUUCACUAGUCCUUAUGCAUAGAUACCCUCCAUAUUAAAUCAAAAAAAUGUGGAUAAAUUGAAUCUACUUUAAAAAUUAUUGAAGCCUUCUUUCAAAGAUCAAUAAUAAACAACUGAAAGGUUAAACAAGAAAAAUAACUAAACUCAUUUCAAUACUUAACUUUCUGAUAGAACAUAUACCAAAGAGAAUUCAUCUAAAUUUGAUACAGAAGCUAGUAAAACCAAAAAAAAUAAAUUUUAACAGAUUAAAAAGUAAAAUACUAAUUUGGGUACUCAAAGGAAAAGUUCCAGUAAAUUGAAUACAAAUUAGGAUCUAUAAUAAAAUUAGUAAUCUGAUAGCAUCUCUAGUCCUAAAGAUCAAUAGCAGAUGGAAGAAUCUUAUAAAGAAAAUCAAUAGCAAGAUGAUGAUGAAUAAGAGAACUACAAUAAUGAUUAGGAUUAUGAUGAGUAUGAGGAUGAUAAUUAGACUCCUUCAUAAGAUUAAGGUAAAUAACAAGAUGAAAAUUAAGAAUAAAACAAAUAAAACGAAGAGGAAUUCUAAGAUGAAGAACAAUAUCCAGAUGAUAAUGAUGAAGAAUAAUGA